UGCUUUCAGACCAUGACCCAAAUAGAAUUUCCUUCUCAGAGGAGGAUUAGGGUUAGAGCUCGAGCCCAGAUGCCUUACCCAAAAGCUGGCAUAAAUUGUCCUCCAGCAUACCACGUUGCAUUACCCCAAUAUCUUAAUGCCUGUUCAGAUUACAAACGUAAGUCCUUAACAGCUCAACAACAACCUGCUGGCACAAGCCGUGGACUAGUAAAUUUUAACCAAGAGCUAGUUAAUGCUAAUCAUGGAUUAAUAAACUCCAGAAGAAGAACCCUAAGCACCAAUCAAGAAAUAAUAAACCAAGGUCUGGUGAAUGCCAAUCAAGGUCUUAUGAAUGUCAACAGAGAAUUGCCAAACUCAAAUCAAGGACCAAUGAACUCAAACCAUUUUUUAGUCAGCUUCAAUCGUGUACCCAUGAACAAUCACCAGACGACAAUAAACUCUAGACAAGAGCCAUUGUGCUCCAGGUAUGGGAUGGUUGAUCCUAGCCUCAUGUUGCAAAAUUCGAGCCAUGAGCUUUUGAAUGCCAAUCAGAUAUCAGUGAACUUUAAUUCUGGAGCAGUGAAUUACAGUGCUGGUCCUAUACAUUCUAAUCAUGGAUUUGUAAAUUCUAAUGACGGAUUAGUAAACUACAACCGAGACCUAGAAGAAAGCAGCCAAGAACUUAUUAAUUUUGAUGCUAAUGUGAUUCUGCCAAAUUAUGGACCUUCUUCUUACUGUGAAACCACUUCCGAUGAGUCUAGUGCUGAAUCAGGGAGUCCAAACUCAAUGUUGCUUGACUCGGAUAUCAGCCCACAAUGGGCCCCUGUACAACAUGACUGUAAUAUUUAUAAAUCUAGCCCUGCAUUAGCAAGGUCUAACUCUAGGCGGUCAAAUUCAAGAUCUGGGCUAACAAGGUCAGAUUCAAGAUGCAGAGACUCAAGACCUGAGCUAGCAAGAUCAGAAUCCAGGCCUGGUGACUACAGGCCAGCAUUAAGUAGGGCUAACUCGAGACCAGAAGAACACCAAGCUGUGAUACACAGGUCAGAAUCUAGGCCUUCAGAAAGUAGGCCUGUAUUUCUCAGAUCAAGUUCUGGGCAUAAUGAAUACACAUCUGGAUUUGUGAGGUCAAAUUCUAGACCUGGUGAGCCUAAACCUGAAUUAGUAAGGUCUGACUCUAAGUAUGAAUUUUCUGCAUGUGAUGUUAGACCAGCUGACUUUAGACCUGCACUAUCUAGGUCUGCCUCUAGGUAUGAUGAGAUCAGGCCCUUCCCCAGUCAAAACAGACUGUAGAAAUGUAGCUUGUAGGCCAGGAUAUGUAAGAUCCAAUUCCAGACCUGAAGAUAGUAGGCCUGAACUACUUAGGUCUCAAUCAAGGUCCACGUCCACUGACUCCAAGCCAAGUUCAGCUAGCCCUCACCAUAGAAUCAGCCAUGCAAAGCCUAAUUUAGGUGGCAGAAACCUGUCCCGUUCAGCUUCACUUAGAGGAAGCAGGAGCCCUCCACCCUGCGCUUGCCCACAGUGUCUUCUAGUGCAGAGUGUGAAAUCUGCAAGCUGGCCAGGGCGACAAAUGGACAGCAGACCAGCCAAAACUCAGCAUCAUGACAGCCAACGAUGUCAAAAGAGUAAAGGUGUCACUAGGGUGCCUCCAGUGCCUCUCAGUAACAUAGAAGGCUCAGGAAUGAUCCCACCAGCCCUAGCAGGUAUUAGUGGACUUCUAAUGAGUGCAGCAGGGCUUCCCGUUUGUCUUUCUAUUCCUGCUACCCCAAUAUUUCAACCACCACCAGUAAAGAAAAGGGACAUCCGACCAGUACCUGGAAUCCAAGGGAGCAGUCGGAAGAUAAGCAACAAAAAGAGUAAAAAGCCAGAGGAGAUGAUCAAACAAUUCCUGCAAAAAGUGAAGACUCCCUUGUCAGAGGAUUGCGCUAUGUGCAAUCAGCCAAUGACAGAUGGAGAAGUGGGCAGAUUAUACCGCUGCAGUCAUGCCUAUCACGUUCGCUGCCUGGCACCUCUAUACAAGGAUGGCACUUUGCGCUGCCCGAUAUGUCAGACAUUGCACGGUGUGAAGAUUGGGUCUCAGCCUGCUGGGAAGAUGUCUUUCCAUAUCAUUCCUCAUUCCUUGCCUGGGUAUUCUGAGUUUGAGACCAUACGUAUCAUCUACCAUAUUCCUCCUGGAGUACAGGGUCCAGGUCAGCCCCAUCCAGGGAUGAAGUUUACUGCUCCAGACUUCCCUCUUCACUGUUACCUCCCUAAUACAAAGAAAGGAAGAGAGAUACUGCUCCUCCUUAUAAAGGCCUGGGAGCGACGCCUUCUCUUCCCCAUCUUCCCAUCCCGUGUCCCUGGUGUCCUGGAUUCUGUCUCAAUCACCCGGAUCCCACUCAAGACUGAGUUUGGCUCAAAUAUCACUGGCAAGGGCUUUCCUGACUCCCGGUAUCUGGACAGUGUUUUGCGGCAGCUACGGGACUGGGAGGUGUCAAGUGACUGA
Messenger RNA from Staurois parvus, 2461 nucleotides. The record is from the annotation of a GenBank genome assembly. NCBI's taxonomy places the organism in Eukaryota, Metazoa, Chordata, Amphibia, Anura, Ranidae.